AUGAAGCAGGGAAAGAUUACUGCCUGGCUAUUCCAGUCGAAGACCCUCCAUAAAGCCGCACCUGAGAGAGCAGACUACACCAUACAAAGAGAAACCCGCGGAGACCGUCUCUCACAGCUGCAGGACCUCCGGGAGAAGGACCCCAAGUAUGACGCCAAGAUGCUCUACACAAAUAUGUAUAAAGCAACUACAGGAGCACAGGACGAUGGAGAAGUGUUUGCUAUGUAA
Eimeria mitis is the source of this 228-nucleotide messenger RNA. RefSeq lists its product as uncharacterized. The record is from RefSeq and is a predicted model, not a curated record. Lineage: Eukaryota; Apicomplexa; Conoidasida; Eucoccidiorida; Eimeriidae. The transcript has 5 exons. The coding region runs from base 1 to 228 and encodes 75 amino acids.